Messenger RNA from Dibothriocephalus latus, 207 nucleotides. Lineage: Eukaryota; Metazoa; Platyhelminthes; Cestoda; Diphyllobothriidea; Diphyllobothriidae. The record is from the annotation of a GenBank genome assembly.
UGUGUGGCGGAGGAGGAGGAAGAGGAGGAGGAGGAGGAGGAGGAGAAAGAAGAGCAGCUAAUGCCAAAGGAGGUAAAGCUGUGGCACGAGGCGGUUAAUGACUUCGAGAAGGUCCUCGUGCGUUGGGUGGAUACCGUCCAACCGCCUACCACCGCCCACCUCAUGGCCCUGCCUCUUGGUCACUACCUUGAGAAUAUCCCUGAUUAG